AUGCGCUCGUUCUGUGUUGCGCUUGUGGCGAUUACCGUCUUCCUGGCGACAUGCGCUACUGCCAUCGAUCAGUCUCCGCUGGUCAGCGUCGCCUCCACGGAGUUUGACGGAGGGCGUCGAGUGACUGAAGCUGCGAGAAAACCCAAACGAUCUCUGAGGCGGGGGAAGGCGUCUGAAGACAGUGGCGUGGAUGUGAAGGAACUUGAUGAAGAUCGAAUGUUAUUGCUGGUAUUUUUUUUACUGUAA
Phytophthora sojae is the source of this 246-nucleotide messenger RNA. RefSeq lists its product as hypothetical. NCBI's taxonomy places the organism in Eukaryota, Oomycota, Peronosporomycetes, Peronosporales, Peronosporaceae. The transcript has a single exon. Bases 1 to 246 code for a protein of 81 amino acids. The record is from RefSeq and is a predicted model, not a curated record.